AUGCUAGAAAAAGAAGUAAUCCAAAUGAAUAAGCGCAUACUAUGUUUUAAAUCAAAAUUACGUGUUGAAAUGGAUAUCAAUGAGGAACUGGCAAAAGAAAAUGAUGAACUAGCAAAAGAAAAUUAUGAAUUGAAAAAGCAACUAUUAAGUUUAAUAGGUAGUCUCUUCAUUAAUUAG
Molecule: messenger RNA, 177 nt
Organism: Entrophospora sp. SA101
Lineage: Eukaryota; Fungi; Glomeromycota; Glomeromycetes; Entrophosporales; Entrophosporaceae
Source: the annotation of a GenBank genome assembly